AUGAGACAGGACACGCAGCUAGAGGCCCUGCGCCAAGCUGGUCCUGCCAUCCAGCUGACCUUCCUCGCAGGGCCUGAUGUCGUGCCUGUGAAGCUGGUGCCUGCUAUCCAGGGGGCCCUCAAGCUCUCCAACCAGUGGCUGAGGGAAGACCUGACCCACCUCUCUGACUGGUGGGGCGGGGACCUGGCCGACGAGAAGAGAAGCUUCCUCCGGAAAGUGGCCGCUCUGCAGGAGGUCGGGCCGGAGCUGGUAGCCAAGGGUGGAUUUUGGAGGCUCUCGUUCAGCCACGCAGAGACUGUGCUUCUAAAGGAUGUCGAUGCGGACGGGGGACAGAGAAAAGCAGCUCUGAGACUUCUGAAGUUUGUCAACAAUACAAGAUGGAUGCCAGAAUAUGGCCGAGUCUUGUCUUCCUACCACCUCAAGACCGUUCUGCUGUGGUGCUGUGAAAUCUACCCUCAGAAGGCACAAUGGGAGACCCUGCUGUCCUCCGUGCAGAACCUCUUGAGGAUCCUAACUCACACGCUCACAAAAGGCAACCUGCCUCACUACUUCCUGCGGCCCGUCAACCUCUUCGGCAAACGCUACCAAUCCAGCCCUACCACCUACGGGCCCUUAGCCUUGCAGGCCCUCUGCCAUGAAGCUGAAGUAAUGUUGGUCGAUGUUGUGGGAUACCUGCUUCCGGAUGACCAGCCAGGGGUCCACUGUGUCAGUGAAGACUCUGAAAAGAUGGCAGCUCUCCAGGAGUUUAAAGAAAGGCAUCGGGAAGAGCUGAAGGAACUCAAGAAGAUGGAGGAGGAACGCAUGUAUGAGGAGGUAGAAGUGGGUGAAGGAUAA
Messenger RNA from Euleptes europaea (tarantolino), 834 nucleotides. RefSeq names its product protein mab-21-like 3. The coding region runs from base 1 to 834 and encodes 277 amino acids. The transcript has 4 exons. NCBI's taxonomy places the organism in Eukaryota, Metazoa, Chordata, Lepidosauria, Squamata, Sphaerodactylidae. The record is from RefSeq and is a predicted model, not a curated record.